UAUAUGGUAUCUAUUUGCCGAGCUGCUGAAUAUACAUAAAUCUAUUGCUGUUGUUACAUAUAUUAUUACAAGAGUUUCAGCACAAGUAGGGAAAGGGGUUAGAAAUAUGGCUUCACAAUUCCAUCAGAAUGGCGGCUCCAGCACCGCCGUGAUGGAGCUCCAGCCGAUAUACAUGUCGUCGCUGCCGUCGGAUAACAAAAGUGUGCCGCAACCCAUCGGUACACCGCUGCACUCGUCGACGAGACGGGGCAGCUCUGAUGAAGAGAAACAGGUCGAUGAUAGUGCGCCGCCGACGGCUGCUGAGGUCAAGGAGCGGUGGAAUUACCCUCGACAUAACAUCCCGCGGGUUUCGUCGUGCUUUUACUCGUUCAUUGUAAUGGGGGCAAAUGAUUCUGCUUAUGGCCCUCUUAUUCCAUAUCUCCAGGAAUUCUACCAUCUCUCUUACAUCAUAAUAUCACUGGUCUUCCUCUCACCAUUCAUUGGGUACACGGCGGCAGCGAUCUCCAACAACACCAUCCACCAGCGGUUCGGACGGCGCGGCGUAGCCUUCGUGGCGUCGCUGAGCCAUCUCGUCGCGUACGUCAUCAUCGCCGUGCACCCGCCGUACCCCGUCCUCGUCGUCGCGUUCGCGCUCGCCGGCUUUGGCAACGGCGUGGCCGACGCGGCCUGGAACGCCUUCAUCGGCAACAUGGAUCGCGCCAACGAGCUCUUGGGCUUUCUCCACGGGUUGUACGGCGUUGGCGCUGUGAUCAGCCCGCUUAUUGCGACGACUAUGAUUACUAAGGCGGGAUUGCCCUGGUAUGCGUUUUAUUACCUGAUGAUUGGCCUCGCCGGUCUUGAAAUUGUCGUUACUGGCGCGGGUUUCUGGAAGGCUACGGCUCGCGAGUAUCGCGACUCGGUGGCUGCGAGCUCGAAUUCCUCAGGCGGCAACGGCGGGCUGAAGGAGGUGCUGUUCAAAAAGCCAGGAGCACGCGUGGCUUGGCUAUGUGCUGUCUUCCUCCUAGGUUACGUCGGCAUCGAAGUUGCUCUGGGAGGAUGGAUCGUCGAGUUCAUGAUCCAAGUUCGCCACGGUGGCGCUUUUGAAAGUGGUCUCACGGCCACCGGGUUCUGGCUCGGACUGACAGUCGGGCGAUUCGUUCUGGGGUUCAUUACACCCAGGAUCGGUGAGAAGCUUGCUAUCAUGAUAUAUCUUCCUAUUACAGUAGGCUUCGAGCUUCUUUUCUGGCUCGUCCCGCAGUUCAUUGUCUCGGCCGUUGCUGUGGGACUGCAGGGCUUCUUCAUCGGGCCCUUGUUCCCGGCUGCCAUUGUCGCCAUGUCGAAGUUGCUACCACAGCAUCUUCACGUUGGCGCGAUAGGAUUCGCCGCCGCGUUUGGAGGGAGCGGUGCGGCUGUCCUACCUUUUGCUGUCGGGGCCAUCGCACAGGCCAAGGGUGUCCAAGUGUUACAGCCCAUCAUCCUCGCUCUUCUCGCAUUUAUUUUCUUGGUCUGGUGUGGGCUACCAAGAAUUGAGAAGAAGAAGGUGUAAAAUAUGAUGAGAUUGAUACGAAGUGGGAGAGAGGCGGCGAUAAAUACAGCAGCCUAUGCCGAAGUCAUAUAGCUGAAUGAAGAUGUCGAUAACAGGAAUAUACAUAGUAUUAUUAUUUCAUCAUUGAUAUUUCAUGAUGAUCAGCGUGUACCUAUGUACCUACCUACAACUUCAAGUAAACGUUCAUCGUGAAACCGACAAACCGCCAUGUGAACUAUAAUCGAGUUUGAUUUAUCGUAUAAGUUUGCUUUUUGCUUGGUUGUUUGUUGACCUGUAUGAACUUGUGAGCCCCCAUGACCGUCUAGCUAGUGCGGUGAAACG
This is a messenger RNA of Xylaria bambusicola, 1846 nucleotides long. Its product is annotated as major facilitator superfamily domain-containing protein. Gene Ontology annotation, molecular function: transmembrane transporter activity. Lineage: Eukaryota; Fungi; Ascomycota; Sordariomycetes; Xylariales; Xylariaceae. Gene Ontology annotation, cellular component: membrane. The record is from RefSeq and is a predicted model, not a curated record. Bases 107 to 1525 code for a protein of 472 amino acids. The transcript has 5 exons. Gene Ontology annotation, biological process: transmembrane transport.